GCGACGACGGCGCGGCGCAGGGCGGUAAACAAGAUGGCGGCGGCGUGUCGGUCUAGGAAAGGGGAGGCGGCUCACCGUGUCCGGGAGUGAAGCGCGAGCCGCGGAGGGUGGCGCCGGCUUGAAGUUUUCCCUCGCGGGCAGCAUCUUUCUGCCUGGAGUUCGAUUACCCCCUCGCCGCUCCGGCCUCCUGCCUGUCGCGCGGCGGCUUGGCGGCGAGGGGGACCCGCCGCCCGGGGUGUUUUUUCCCCCGUCGGUCUCCGGAAUAUUCACUAUCCCGACUUCGGUACCUGCGGCCUGCGGGUGUCCUGGUGCCCUGCGUCCGGGUGGAGUCCACGUCCCAGGAAGUCACGGAACUAAGGGGCAGCGUGGGGCGUCGGCGCGGGCCGGACAUGGACGGCGCGGACUGGCCUCGGCGCUGCUGCCUUGAGCGCCUGAGCGCGGGGCCCGAGUGGCGACCAUGACCUAGCGGCCCGCGCGCCGCGACGGCGGACCGUCACCUCCGUCGGAAGCAGCGUCCCCGGGGACCCGAAUUGAGGGGACGCGAGGGUUGGCGGGGCUCGUUGCUUUUUUCAUUCUAUUUUUUUUUUCCUCCUUGAACAUCUAGAAGAAAGGGGGAGAAGUCAAAAGUGAAGAAUUGGCGCCCACGAAGGGGACGUGGACCCGGUUGAGGGGACCGGGAGGGUUGGGGAGGGCUUUUUCUUCUUAAACAUUUGGAAGAAGCGGGGCGGGGCGGGGGGAGAUUCGAACUCGAAAAGAAUUGGCGUCCCUGAAGGGGACAAAGACUGGGCCAAGAUGGACGUGGCGGAUCCCCAGCCGCUGGGCCUCUUUCCAGAGAGUGAGCUGAUAUCAGUGGGCAUGGACACCUUCAUCCACCGCAUCGAUUCCACCGAGGUGAUCUACCAGCCGCGCCGCAAGCGCGCCAAGCUCAUCGGCAAGUACCUGAUGGGGGACCUGCUCGGGGAGGGAUCGUACGGCAAGGUGAAGGAGGUGCUGGACUCCGAGACCUUGUGUCGCAGGGCGGUCAAGAUCCUCAAGAAGAAAAAGCUGCGCAGGAUCCCCAAUGGCGAGGCCAACGUCAAGAAGUACUUCCGCCAGCUGAUUGACGGCCUGGAGUACCUACACAGCCAGGGCAUUGUGCACAAGGACAUCAAGCCGGGCAACCUGCUGCUCACCACCAAUGGCACGCUCAAGAUCUCCGACCUGGGUGUUGCCGAGGCCCUGCACCCUUUUGCUGUGGAUGACACCUGCCGGACAAGCCAGGGCUCCCCAGCCUUCCAGCCACCAGAGAUCGCCAAUGGACUGGACACCUUCUCAGGUUUCAAGGUGGACAUCUGGUCAGCUGGGGUCACACUCUACAACAUCACCACAGGCCUGUACCCAUUCGAGGGAGACAAUAUCUACAAGCUGUUUGAGAACAUCGGGAGAGGGGACUUCACCAUACCUUGUGACUGCGGCCCACCACUUUCUGACCUGCUCCGAGGGAUGUUGGAGUACGAGCCAGCCAAGAGGUUCUCCAUCCGACAGAUCAGGCAACACAGCUGGUUCCGGAAGAAACACCCGCUGGCUGAAGCGCUAGUGCCCAUCCCACCAAGCCCAGACACUAAGGAUCGUUGGCGCAGUAUGACAGUGGUGCCCUAUCUGGAGGACCUGCAUGGCCGUGCUGAUGAAGAUGAGGAUGAGGACCUGUUUGACAUUGAGGAUGGCAUCAUCUACACCCAGGACUUCACGGUGCCUGGUCCUGGAAGAGGAAGUGGGUCAGAAUGGACAGAGCCGCAGUCUGCCCAAAGCUGUGUGUGUGAAUGGCACAGAGCCCCAGCUCAGCAGCAAGGUGAAGCCAGAAGGCCGACCUGGCACCACCAACCCUGCUCGCAAGGCAUGCUCCAGCAACAAGAUCCGCAGGCUCUCAGCCUGCAAACAGCAGUGACUACAGCCUGCAGUGUCACCAGGAUCCCUGGGCAGGUGCCCCAGCAAGGCUGCGAUUCUCGGGCCCACCCAUCCAAACACUCGGACAUUGAAGCCGAGGGUGUACCCACCGCCCCAGAAGCACUUUAUGUCGAGACCACUGGCCGGCCUCGCCCGCAUGCUGCCCCGCGAGCCUCGCUGUCUUUGGGUUGGUUCCUUUUUUUAAUAAAACAGGUGGAUUUGAGCUGUGGCUGUGAGGGUAUUUGGAAAUGUGGAGCAAGCGGGGCACGUGGUGGCCUGCAGAGAAAACCCAGAGCAAGCGAGUAUGCAGACAUUUAUGAUCAACCAGACAACACAACUACCCACGGAGGGCAGGGAGUGGGUGGGCACUCAAAGGCGAGGCCGCCCUAUAUUUUGGCAAUAAAUAAAGCUUGGGAAACUUGAA
This is a messenger RNA of Phodopus roborovskii (desert hamster), 2347 nucleotides long. RefSeq names its product serine/threonine kinase 11 (gene Stk11). Gene Ontology annotation, cellular component: nucleus; cytoplasm. The coding region runs from base 793 to 2346 and encodes 517 amino acids. Gene Ontology annotation, biological process: positive regulation of vesicle transport along microtubule; protein phosphorylation; glucose homeostasis. The transcript is spliced from 8 exons. The record is from RefSeq and is a predicted model, not a curated record. Gene Ontology annotation, molecular function: protein serine/threonine kinase activity; protein kinase activator activity; ATP binding. NCBI's taxonomy places the organism in Eukaryota, Metazoa, Chordata, Mammalia, Rodentia, Cricetidae.